AUUAUUGAACGAGUACCAAGAAAUGAAAAAAAUAGUGAAGUAUUUCAUCCAUGAUUUACAUCUUUAUGUUCUUUAUCUCUUCGUUUUCAUAAUAUUAUGAUUCCAUAUUUCCAUAGCAUUGAAUAUUGAUUGCAGGACUACUGGCGGAGUGAAAUGCGCUGUCCAUUAACUUAUUACAGUAGUUAUAUCUUAGUUUAUGGUUUAUUAUUAUAGUUUUUACAUAGGUCUAUGAUAAAAGCAUAGAAAACUAAUAAAGCCAACAUAGCCAGUAUACUUUAGUCAUGCUUUAGACUUUAGAAUUUAGUAUACUUAUCUAUGAACAUAGCUAAAUAACAGAAAAAGUUGUACCUAGUUGAAAAACAAACAAUGAAGAGGACAUAUUAAUUCAAUAUGGAACCAUCAAGAACAACUACUGAUGAUUGCGCGAUCAAUUCCAAGUGAGCAAUUACAACAAAUGUGUUAUGAUAUAAUACACAGUUCUAGAGUGUUGUCAAUCCCACUUAUUAGAUAAUAUGAUGAUCAAAUAUUUAAUGGAAGUAUUGAACAGGAAAAUAUUGAAGAUCGAGCAUUUAAUAGAAUUACAAAAGAGGAAAACUAAUGAUGAAACAGACCAUAACAAGGAUAGUCAUAUCAAAUAGGGCACGGAUCCAGAGGAGGGUGCUAUAGCACCUUGGCAUGUUGCUUCCUGGAAAACAAAUGCUCUACACAACAUGUAUUUUUCAGUAGGCUUGGGACAUUUCUAAACAAAAUUAGUACCAAAAAUUGAAUUGCCACCUUUUUAAAUAUUCAUUUUUAGGAUUAAAAACAAGUCUUGUCAUCAGGAUGGAGUAUACAGAAUACGAGACCUUAACCUAAGCAGGUGGAGAAUAGUUUGAUUACAAAAUUGUAAACAACUGAACCAGCUUGUAGGUAUAGUUUUGGGUGUCUUAGGCGAGUCCCCCAUGAUUACACCGGACAGGACCAUAUAGUCUUAAACUUUAAAGCAUAACAAUUAUUUUCAAUCGUGGUUUGUUUCAGUUGUCAUUCACUCAUACAUCAGUAAUGUAUGCAUUAUUAUCACGAUUUCAGUGCUUGGCGCUGGCAAAAUACCUGAGUCGUCUAUCGUAUUAGUGUUAGAUAAGCUUUAAUCUCAAUCCAACGUAUACCAAUAAAUAAUAAAUAUAUGUACUUAUUAUGAUUUGAAUUACUUAAUAUUGUAAAAGUGAUUAUAUUUGUAACUAACAUUUUUUUUCAAUCGAUAAAUUAUGAAUAGUGGCCUGCUAAGGAAGCUAUGCCCCAUUAAAUAGCUCAGGAAACAUUUUUAAACCAGCUAGUCUAUGACACGAGAAUAUGAUUAAACAGAAAGACCUAAGCCUUAUAAAGAGUGAAGAAAAUGUCGUACGAGUAUAAUAAUUGUCUACAAUCAGUAAUGAACAAUUUAAAAAUUUAAAGAAACGCAGGUUAUGUGCAGCAUAACAUAUGUGGUUAAAUUUUCUUUGAAUAAAGUUUUCUAUUGUUUGUAAAUUGGGCGCAAAUGAGUUGUAGCUCCUUAGCACCCCCCAUAAAAAAUAUCCUAGAUCUGCCACUGUUGACUAAAUGUAUUAAUAAAAUCUACAUAGUAUGUAAUUAUAUUUAUUUUCCUUUAUAUGAUAAAGGUUAACAUUUUUAAAAUACCUCAUUUUAUUUUUUUAGAACUAAAACCGAAGAUUAAGUUAACACAAUUGUUACCUAAAUAAAAAUCAAAGUAUUCAAUUAUUGACGGUUAAUAAUUUAAGGAACAGUUUUAAACAAAAUCAACUCUUCAGCAUUCAUUACUUGUAUGAAUUCAGACGAGACAUCCAACUGUUUGAGGGCAAAUCCAUUGACUGAUCAAUGAUAAAAUGUCUAACACAUCAAAUUUAACUGCAGAUACUAGGACACAUAACGGAGAAAAACCACAUAACUGUAAUCUCUGUGAUAAAAGCUUUUCUACAUCAUCAAAUUUAACAAAUCAUACAAGGACACAUACCGGAGAAAAACCGUAUAAGUGUGAAAUCUGUGAUCAAGCUUUUUCUCAGAAACCAAAUUUAAAAACUCAUACAAGGACACAUACUGGAGAAAAACCGUAUAUAUGUGAUAUAUGUAAUCAAUCUUUUUCUAAAUCGAGUAUUUUAAAAACCCAUAAAAGGACACAUACGGGUGUAAAGCCUUAUAUAUGUGAUAUUUGUAAUCAAGCUUUUUCUCAAACACAUCAUUUAACAAGACAUACAAGGACACACACCGGGAUUAAGCCUUAUAAAUGUGAUAUUUGUGAUAAGGGACAUUCUACAUCAAUAGAUCUUACGAGGCAUAAAAGGACACAUAGUGGAGAAAAGCCAUACAAAUGUGGUAUCUGCGAUCAAGCUUUUUCUCAAGCAUAUCAUUUGACAAGACAUACAAGGACACAUACCGGCGAAAAGCCAUAUAAAUGUGAAAUCUGCAAUACAAGGUUUUCAGGAGCAUCAGAUUUAACAAAACAUACGAGGACACAUACCAGAGAACAACCUUAUAAGUGUGAUAUAUGUGAUCAAGCAUUUUCUCAAGCACAUACCUUAAAGUCCCAUAAAAGAACACAUACGGGAGAAAAGCCGUAUAAAUGUGAUGUCUGUCAUAAAGUUUUUUCUCAAGCACAUCAUUUAAAAGGGCAUACAAGGACACACACUGGAGAAAAACCGUUUAAUUGUGAUAUCUGUGAUCAAGUUUUUUCUCAAGCACAUAGUUUAAACACCCAUAAAAGAAUACAUACCAGUAUUGAGCCGUAUAAGUAUGUUAUCUGUGAUUUAGCGCUUUCCCAUGGGAAAAGAUAAUAUUAAAGUUUAGACAAUUAUUGUAUCUCUGACACUCAUACCAGAGUUAAUAGAAUUAAACCAUGUAUAUAUUUUGAAAAUGUCAUUAUUUUUGUCAAAUCAAUCAAUUCAAUUCUUAACUAAUAAAGUGUGUCUAAUCAUAGAAUUAUGUCCAAUGCAUACAUCCAACAAUAAAAAAAAAAUAAAUAAAUAAAUAAGACAACCAUAAGCAAUCCAAUUAAAAAAAGGGAUUUAUAAAUGGUUGUUACUGUAUAAUUCAGUACUUUAAGUACUCAACUAAUGGCUCUUUCUGAACCAGUAAUAGGAUGUUACCAAUAACAACAACAACAAUAGUCAGCACAAAAUAAACAAAAGCCAACCCAUGUUGCUUCUUUCGGUUAACAUCAGGCAUUGAUUAUGCCUCAAAUACAAACACAAGUAGUCAAUAACCAAUAACUGCACCAACUUCCAUUGAUAGUUAUGCCAGUCAUCUAUUCAAAAAAUUCAAUCACAGCCAAAGUAUUUAAUUCAUCAGCAACCUAUACAAACUAAAAGUUAAGAAAGUGUUCAACAUUAACGAUCUGUUACCCAUACUACUCCUACAACACUACCUAAUGGUGAUAUUCUACAUAUGUAGGCAUUUAUGACUCAAGCUGCACUUCAAUAUGAUUGUGCAGUACAAACCAACACUACCAUCAGCCGAAUGGACAAUAGGCAAUUAAUUGUUCAACAUAUCCAGGAAAACCUGUUCAACUACAAAUUAUGAUGACUCAAAUAAAUCAGUUCCAAAAUCUUCAACCCUGAAUCAUACAAAACCUGCAGUCACAAGUUAUUGAGGCAUCUACACAACUGUUGUUACUCCUACAGCAUAUCCUAAAAUGAUGAAAAUGAGCCCAUGCAUGCAGUGUUGCUGUUAUUAACAGAAGUGUUUGAAGUAGACGAACAACAUUAAUGGCUUUGGGAAUAAUUUGUUAUGUUACUACAACAUAUUAUUAGGGCUUUGUUUAGUCAUGUAGUUAACGGGAGGUUCAAAAAGUAUAAGACUACUGUUGAAAUUAGUUUCCUUAUUAACUUAUAUUCGUAUACACUUUAAUAUACUAUGUAUGUACAAUUUUUAACAUAUAAUCAUGUAAAUGAUUUUCAACUAGACAAAAAUAAGCUAAAAAUACUGUAUACAAAUAUACACAGUAUCACGGGAUGGUUAUGAUCUAUAUAUAUUAUUUUUAGUUAACCUCAAUCAUAACAACUUUGUGAUGAGGAAAAAAAAUGUAUUGUUCAACAGUUUUUGCAUAAUAAUAUAUUUCAAAUGUAUAUAAUAUAAAUUUGUUUAUUUUUUAUUUUUAGUAAUAACUAAUUAUUAUUAAUAAAAUAAUAAUUACACAUAACAUUGUUACCCAAUUAUACGUCCUAAUUAUUAUGCUAAAAUACAAGAGCUAUAAGUGGAAGCUGACAGAGGAAAAUUUUAUUCUAUUCUUGAUAAGUUUUUAUGACUGUAAAAUUAUAUGUUACAACAAAAUGUGUAAAUAAAAAUAUUAAUAUAAUACAAA
Metopolophium dirhodum (rose-grain aphid) is the source of this 4330-nucleotide messenger RNA. RefSeq names its product zinc finger protein 678-like. Gene Ontology annotation, biological process: regulation of transcription by RNA polymerase II. Gene Ontology annotation, molecular function: chromatin insulator sequence binding. Lineage: Eukaryota; Metazoa; Arthropoda; Insecta; Hemiptera; Aphididae. The coding region runs from base 1860 to 2804 and encodes 314 amino acids. The record is from RefSeq and is a predicted model, not a curated record. The transcript is spliced from 7 exons. Gene Ontology annotation, cellular component: chromosome.